Colletotrichum siamense is the source of this 840-nucleotide messenger RNA. It is a transcript of the gene UBE2J1, whose product is annotated as Ubiquitin-conjugating enzyme E2 J1. The coding region runs from base 1 to 840 and encodes 279 amino acids. The record is from RefSeq and is a predicted model, not a curated record. Lineage: Eukaryota; Fungi; Ascomycota; Sordariomycetes; Glomerellales; Glomerellaceae. The transcript is spliced from 4 exons.
AUGGCAACUCCCAAAUUUAACUCCAAGUCGCCCACGAUACGGCGCAUACUUCGCGAAGCACAGGAACUUUCAAACUCGCCAUCGCCAGAUUACACGGCAACCCCGCUAGAAUCAGAUCUAUUCGAAUGGCACUUUACCUUCCGCGGGCCCCCGAAUUCUUCCUAUAGCGAUGGAAUCUACCACGGUCGAAUCGUCCUGCCACCUACAUAUCCGCUCCGUCCGCCCAGCUUUCGAUUUCUUACUCCGAGCGGCCGUUUCGAGACGAACCGCGAGAUCUGCCUCAGCAUCAGCGGUCAUCACGAGGAAACAUGGCAGCCCGCCUGGGGCGUAAGGACGGCGUUGGUUGCGUUGCGCAGCUUUAUGGAGACAGAUCCUCGAGGCCAACUAGGUGGUCUCGAAACAAGCGACGCUGUGCGGAUGCGUCACGCGACGGCAUCCCAGACAUUUAAGUGCCCAACAUGCGCUAAAACCAAUCUCGAGAUUAUACAGGAAUGCGAGGAGAGUGCCAAAUCCAUCGCCGUCACAUCAGAAUCCUCUGAUGUCGAAAUACCCUCAGAGUUGAAGAUGGGAUGGAAAGAUGAAAUGGGCAAGCUGGCCGAAAGACAACACCACGCGCAGGAAACCCCACGGCACGACGAUGGUGAUGCUGAGAGCGCGGAGCUCGCCGAGGGUUUCGUCCGCACUGCGCCCAAGGUGGUGUCCCUGCCUCCGGCACCGAACGUUCGGCAAACUCACCAACGCCCGCACGACGAAGGGGUACCGCUGUGGGUGGACCGGGCCAUCGUUGCACUUGUUGUGUUGCUUCUAGCGAUGAUUCUCAAAGUAGUCCUGGACUUUUAG